Molecule: messenger RNA, 1284 nt
Organism: Orbilia oligospora ATCC 24927
Lineage: Eukaryota; Fungi; Ascomycota; Orbiliomycetes; Orbiliales; Orbiliaceae
Exons: 1
Coding region: 1-1284 (427 amino acids)
Source: RefSeq, a predicted model, not a curated record
AUGUCUAUUUCAUUUUUAAACAACUGGUCCACAGGCAGUCGAAACGCCGCAGCCACUGUCUUCCGAGCCCUCCCCGCCAACGUGCAAACGGGCAUUCUCUCGAGUAUACUCCAGAACGAUCAAUCGAAUCUAAACCAAAAUGCCAUCCUAGACGUUCUUCAAAGCUUACCGACCGAAAUAAAAAACGAAAUCCUUUCGGAUAUCACAAACUUAACAUCCCAACUACCCAAAUGUCGGAAUACAUUGGAUAUUGUCCGUUGUGUUUUCACGACUUUAUCUCCAACUGCGCAGGAAACGAUUGUUUCGAAUAUACCAAUUAUACAAGAACAGCUUACUGCUCACUCGGUCACGCCUGAGGUUAGAAAGGAGGUUCUUGCAAAUAUAACCCUUGUUAUGGAACGGUUAGGUAGCCGGGAAGGCAGUCCGAUAGAUUUAUAUUCAAUUCUCGAGGCUAUUCCUGAUGAAGUACAAGUAAAGAUUCUUUCGAACCUAUCCAGCAUCAAGGAACAAGUCACUACCAGUUCUCUACCGGUCGAGUCACAAACCGAGAUUAUUGAAAGUUUGAAUAAGCUUAAAGACCAAUACACCAUCAGCUCACGGGGUAGUGCCGAAGCCACAGAGCCGACCGAUGCCCAGGGCGAGGGGGCAGCAUCACUAAAGGCUCAAUAUAUCAAAGCUUCAAAUGGAUUUGAAAUCCAUGCUGCUCUAAGCAAACCAGAGAUAUACAUCGGCUGCCUUGAACAGUUUGGAAUGGUUAUUCAAUACAUUGCUGCGAAUAUGUCUGGAACUCAAACACCAUGGGUCGAUAUCUCAGAACAUAGUUUUCUGGACGAACCGAUAUUUUUACCGCAAAAGAAUGAAGGAAACGGCGUAAACGACGGACCCACUUUCGUUGUCAAGCUUUCCCUUGACCGGGAAGACAGUUCAUUAUCAUUGGGACAAUUGGUCUUUGAGGUUGAAAGGACAGCGACGAUUAAAACCCUCAUUACUGCGAUUGCAGCAAAAGCAAGACCCACAUUAGCAGCUCGAGUAGUUGUUCUAAAUAAGCCUUGUCGGAUCAGUCUUAGACGUGCACCAGACGAUGGCGGGAAUGUCUGUAUAGUAACUACCAUAACGACGAAUCCAAAACCCGGCCACCAACCAGGAUUGGCACCGUUAGCUACCCCACCGGCACCUAGAGCGCCUCGACCAGACCUAACUUCCAGCGGAUUGCCGAAGCGACGGAUGCCAAAGUUGGCGGCUGCACAGUUUUUUACACAGUUGGAACAGAAGGGGAAGGAUUAA